Messenger RNA from Saccoglossus kowalevskii, 1395 nucleotides. RefSeq lists its product as uncharacterized. The record is from RefSeq and is a predicted model, not a curated record. Lineage: Eukaryota; Metazoa; Hemichordata; Enteropneusta; Harrimaniidae.
AUGGUACUUGUGACUGACAGGGUACUUGUGACUGACAUAGUACUUGUGACUGACAUAGUACUUGUGAGUGACAGUGUAUUUGUGACUGACAGGGUACUUGUGACUGACAGGGUACUUGUGAGUGACAGGGUACUUGUGAGUGACAGUGUACUUGUGACUGACAUAGUACUUGUGAGUGACAGUGUACUUGUGAGUGACAGUGUACUUGUGACUGACAGGGUACUUGUGACUGACAUAGUACUUGUGAGUGACAGUGUACUUGUGACUGACAUAGUACUUGUGACUGACAGGGUACUUGUGAGUGACAGUGUACUUGUGACUGACAGCGUACUUGUGACUGACAGGGUACUUGUGACUGACAUAGUACUUGUGACUGACAGUGUACUUGUGACUGACAUGGUACUUGUGACUGACAUAGUACUUGUGAGUGACAGUGUACUUGUGACUGACAGGGUACUUGUGACUGCCAUGGUACUUGUGACUGACAUAGUACUUGUGACUGACAUAGUACUUGUGACUGACAGGGUACUUGUGAGUGACAGGGUACUUGUGACUGACAGGGUACUUGUGACUGACAGUGUACUUGUGACUGACAGGGUACUUGUGACUGACAUAGUACUUGUGAGUGACAGUGUACUUGUGACUGACAGGGUACUUGUGACUGCCAUGGUACUUGUGACUGACAUAGUACUUGUGACUGACAUAGUACUUGUGACUGACAGGGUACUUGUGACUGACAUAGUACUUGUGACUGACAGGGUACUUGUGACUGACAGUGUACUUGUGACUGACAGGGUACUUGUGACUGACAUAGUACUUGUGAGUGACAGUGUACUUGUGACUGACAGGGUACUUGUGACUGCCAUGGUACUUGUGACUGACAUAGUACUUGUGACUGCCAUGGUACUUGUGACUGACAUAGUACUUGUGACUGCCAUGGUACUUGUGACUGACAUAGUACUUGUGACUGACAUAGUACUUGUGACUGACAGGGUACUUGUGACUGACAUAGUUCUUGUGACUGACAUAGUACUUGUCAGUGACAGUGUACUUGUGACUGACAGCGUACUUGUGACUGCCAUGGUACUUGUGACUGACAUAGUACUUGUGACUGACAUAGUACUUGUGAGUGACAGGGUACUUGUGAGUGACAGGGUACUUGUGACUGACAUGGUACUUGUGACUGACAUAGUACUUGUGACUGACAUAGUACUUGUAAGUGACAGUGUACUUGUGACUGCAAUGGUACUUGUGACUGACAUAGUACUUGUGACUGACAUGGUACUUGUGACUAACAGACUGCUUGUCGUGAAAGAAAAGUCAAUUGCUACUGACAGAUUACUAUUUGUGAUCGACAAGGUGUUUCGUAAUUUGUUUUUAAUAUAUCGGUUUUGA